AGAGACAAAUGAUUCAGGAAUAAUUUCAUUUGAAAAAAAUUUUCAUAUAAAAACCGUCAUUGCAACGGAUUUCGGUUGUCUAUUACAAACACACACACAUCAAACGAACAGACAGACAGACACACACACACACGCAAACAUUGUCUAUCUGAUUUUUAGUUGAAAAAUUUCAUUCAAAUAGUGUAAAUUAAAUUAUCGAUAAAUCAAUUUUAUCACAAAAUGAAAAUGUAUUCAACAACAACAACAACAACAGCAACAACGACAACAAAAUUGAAUAUUGACCAUAAUCAUAACCGAUUGGCUAUCAUCAAAUUAUUAUUAUUGAAAUGUUCAUUAUUCAUUAUUUUGGCAAUAUUGAUUGAUCCAAUAUGUGGUCAACAAUUAUCAUCAUCAUCAGCAGCAACGGCAACGGCAGCGGCAACAAUGGCAACAACGACAUCCACAUCAUCGAUAAAAAACAAACAAGAAGAAAUGAUAAUGCAUACAAUAAUGAAAAGAUCAUCAUUACAACCAUUCGGUUCGGCAUCAUCAUCAUUUCGUUGCCUAUCAAUUUGUCGCCGUGAUGCCGAAAGUCUCUGCAAACGUUGCCUAUUUCGUGAACCAAUGCGUUUUGGUAAACGUAGUGAUAUUAUUAAUGUAUCACCAAGAGGAUCAUCAUCAUCGUUAACAUUUCGUGAACCAAUGCGUUUUGGUAAACGUAGUGAUAUUAAUAUAUCACCAAAAGGAUCAUCAUCGUUAUCAUUUCGUGAACCAAUGCGUUUCGGUAAGAAACGUGCCGAUUUUCGUCAACCAAUGCGUUUUGGUAAAAAAUCAUAUGCAAAAAAUAAUGGCAAUUUUCGUGAAAUGAUGCGUUUUGGUAGACAAAGUAAUGAUAAAAAUCAUGAUGAUCAUGAAGACAACAAUGUGGUUGCUGUUGUUAAUCAAGAUGACGAUGAUGGCAAUUUAAUUCUAUCCAAUCAACAACAACAACAACAACAACAACUACAACAGCGGCAACAAUUGAAACGUUCAAUAAAUGAUGAUAAUCAUAAUCAUAAUGAAAUAGGGAUACCGAUCGAUAAUCAACAAGUUGAUGAUAAUCAUAAAGAUGAAAAUGAGCCAUGA
Molecule: messenger RNA, 1104 nt
Organism: Dermatophagoides farinae (American house dust mite)
Lineage: Eukaryota; Metazoa; Arthropoda; Arachnida; Sarcoptiformes; Pyroglyphidae
Source: RefSeq, a predicted model, not a curated record